UCUCAUAAAUUUUCAUUGUUCUUCGCCUUUACCUUGCUCAAGAAUGCAGAGAAAGUAAAAUCCUUCGGGAACUCGGCCGGAAAAUCCGCAGAAACCCUAGAACUUCGAUUCCACGGCGAAGACCUCCGUCCACGGCGCCACCCACCGCGAAUCCUCUGGCGACGACCGGCCGAAUCGCACCGCGCCGGCCUCCUCCUCAUUUGCAGCGACGCAGAAGCCCUAGCGAUCUCAUCAUGGCGGAGACCUCCGUCCGCGGCGCCGUCCGCCGCGAAUCCUCCGGCGACGACCGGCCGAAUCGCGCCGAACGAAACCGAACCUAUCCUCCUCCUAUGAGCCCUAGGGAUCUCAUCAGCGACUUGCCAGACGCCGUGAUACACCACAUCUUCUCCUUCCUGCCCCUCGAAGACGUCGUGAAGACCGGCGUCCUCUCCAAGCGCUGGCAGUCCACUUGGACCACCACCACCCAACUCGUCUUCAACGACCUCCGGCCUCGCCAUCGCGACCCCUACUACCCGGACUACCCGUCCCUCGUCGACAGCGUCCUGUCCCGGUGCACCUCGCCCGCGGUGAAGAGGUUCCACAUCACCAUCUUCAAGUGCGACGAGGCCUACCCCAAGCUCGACCUCUGGCUGCGCUUCGCGGAGGGGCGCGGUGUGGAGGAUCUUCGCCUGGUUCUUAUUCCCAAUCUGGAGUUCUUUUAUAAGCUGCCGCGGUUCUUGUAUCGCUUGAGUCGGUUGGUGCGCCUAAAAGUCAGUGGCUGCUGUCUUUCGUUGGGUACUGCUGUUAGGUGGCCUUGUCUCAAGUUCUUGUUGUUAGAUUGCGCGGAGUUGAGUGAUGAUAUCCUGGAGGGAAUUGUCAGGGGAAGUCCUGUUUUGGAGUCCCUUGCGUUGCGCUAUUGCAGGGGCGUGAAGAACAUUAUAAUACAUUCAACAAGUGUGAAACGGUUAAUACUCGUCGAAGACGGGCUUUCUAACUCGGAGAAAAUUUGGGCCCCGCAUUUGCUGUCCCUGCGUGUAUCAGGGAUUUGUUCUCUUCAUUCCGUGUUCAGACUUGACGACGUAUCUUCUUUGGUGGAAGCCGAGUUACAUUUUGCGGUGUCUGGUGACAGGAUAGGCCACCGCGACUUGUUAAAGGAACUUCUUGAGAAGCUGCGCAGAGUUUCUACAAUCACCAUUGGCUAUUGGUGUUUGCAGAUUCUGUCUGCUUUGGAGAUGGAAGGAGUGCCAUGUCCAUUGUCAAAAUGUCAGAAUCUGAUACUACGCGCGCCAGUUAGUCAAUGGGAACUUCCCGGGAUAGCAUACAUGCUACGAAGUUCACAGCGCGUAGAAAAAUUAGUCAUACACCUGACUCACUCUUGCCCAUCGACGGGUACCCAUGUGCAGCUUAAGCUCGACGAAGAAUCUAUAGAACGUUUUAACGAAGAUCUUUUGUCACAGAAGGGGAACUUUCAAUGUUUGGCAGAACAUCUCAAGAGGGUGGAGAUCAUCGGUUUUGCUAGUAGUUUUGGGUCGAAACAUCUGCUUGCCCUAAUUAAGUUUCUUCUUGGUGAUGCACUUACGCUGGAGAAGAUGAUUAUCAAGGCUGAUUUCCCUGCACAACGUGGACAAAAACAUCUUGAAGCCGCUGAUCUUUCCAAACUACUUGGUGUGAGCCGAAAUGUGCUCAGCCAUCGAAGAGCUUCCCAAAAUGCAGAAGUUAUCUUCGAUUAUCCUUUGGAAGAGUUGUCCUUAAAAAAGCAUAUGAGGAAGAUCCAGGUUUCUGAACUUGGAUGAGCACUACACUGCUCAUUCUAAACAGGACCAUCACAUUUCUUUAUUGUGCUGAACUGGAUAAGCAUGGAAAAAAACGGCUUGCUGUGAUGAAUGGCUUUUGUAUGCAGUUGUUGUCGUUGCCUCUUUAAGCUUGUAGUCAGUUUGGUGGUCAAAAGCCUAAAACUUUAGGAUUUUCUAUUCGUAAUACUCACAUCUGUGACUGGGUUUUGACUCUUUCUUACAUUUAUCAAGUUCUAAUUCGCUAUUGUUGUGGUAGUAAACAUGUUUGAUCUGUCCGAGAUGAAAGCCAAUAUUUUGGGGCAAGAUUUGAACUUCAAAUUGUCCCAACUAUUUAGAGUCGAAGUAAUGACAAGAAAUGUUUGCAAUGUGUUGCAGCCACUUGAGGGCAUUUUGUAUGAUCGGCUGCUGUGAGGCGCAGGUUGCCAUGGACAAGUUAAGAGAGAAGUUCCGGGGAUCAAAGAAAGUCGGAGAAGGGCACAUGGCAGAAUGAGCAAGAUGAAGGAUGGCUUUUGACUUUGAGAUGAUGAAACUAGCUAUCCCGACUUAGUACAGCUUCUCGUUUUUUUUGUUAUGAGGCACUUUUACAUAGGGUAGGAUCAAGUUGCAAACUUUAUUUGCACCAGCAAGGUUUCUUUGGGACUUGUGCAGUUCACUGGUCCUUAAAGUAUCAACAAUGCUAUUUUUUUAUGUUGAAUUUUUUAUGGAUACAACUAUCUUAUCUUGGGUGUAAGCAGGUUUUUUCGGAAACUAAUGUCACUGGCAUUAUACUUA
Messenger RNA from Syzygium oleosum, 2543 nucleotides. Its product is annotated as F-box protein At5g03100-like. The transcript has 4 exons. Lineage: Eukaryota; Viridiplantae; Streptophyta; Magnoliopsida; Myrtales; Myrtaceae. The coding region runs from base 234 to 1772 and encodes 512 amino acids. Gene Ontology annotation, molecular function: protein binding. The record is from RefSeq and is a predicted model, not a curated record.